AUGCUAGCAAGGAAGGGUGCCACCUUAUACAAUCAACAUUUUCUCUCCAGGACGUUCAACCUCUGCUUCAAGACCCUCACCAAUAUUCCCAACAAAGACGUUGAGGUUGCAUCGAGCUCUGAAUCCGUGCCACCUUCUGAAUACUCUACCAGCCUCCAUCUUUCCCCAUUUUUCUAUGACUUCAAUCAUCCCUCAACUGGAUUCGAUAUUGAACUUGUGGAUCAUGAUGCUUGGGGUGUCUCAUCUGGGGUGGCACAGGCCUGGAAGGGACCUGCAUCAAUAGCUAGUUCUUUUGGUCCUCAAGUUACUGAUGAAGCCGUUGAUGAUCAUGUUGACGGGGAACUAGACUUUGAGGACAUAGAUAAUAUGAGGGUUCGUGGCAAUCUGUUUUAUAAGCUUGAGCGCAGUUCCAAGGAGUUUGAAGAGUAUAAUUUGGAUUUUCACAGGAAGAAAUCUUCGAAGAAAAAAGAGGAGUUAAACAAAGCUAAAACAACUCCAAAUGUGGUUUCCAAAGAUCACAAUGUUCCUAGAGUUGAUGAAUUGACAAGAAGAAAAAGUUUUGUGCCCCGUGUGAACGAAAUCAAUGAUGGUCCUAGUGUGAACAAAAGGCAGAGGACUCCCACGUUUAACCAGCUUACAGGUCCUUACCAUGAACCCUUUUGCUUGGACAUUUUCAUAUCAAAAGCCUCUGUUCGUGCUUGCGUUGUUCAUAGGGUGACGAGUAAGGUUGUCGCUGUGGCACAUUCCAUCUCUAAGGACAUCAAGUUUGACCUAUCUUCUACCAAGAAAAAAAAUACUUGUGCCGCUGUGGGGGCAAUUCUGGCUCAGAGAGCAUUGAGUGAUGAUAUCCACGACGUGAUUUACACUCCAAGGAAAGGAGAAAGAGUGGAGGGAAGGCUUCAGAUUGUUCUUCAGUCUAUCAUUGAUAAUGGCAUCAACGUUAAGGUUAAGAUUAAGCAGAGACCCAAGAAAUCGUUCAACCGCAUCACCUGA
Sphenostylis stenocarpa is the source of this 993-nucleotide messenger RNA. The record is from the annotation of a GenBank genome assembly. Lineage: Eukaryota; Viridiplantae; Streptophyta; Magnoliopsida; Fabales; Fabaceae.